This is a messenger RNA of Malassezia vespertilionis, 2028 nucleotides long. It is a transcript of the gene PRP21, whose product is annotated as SF3a splicing factor complex subunit. Gene Ontology annotation, biological process: mRNA cis splicing, via spliceosome; regulation of alternative mRNA splicing, via spliceosome. The transcript has a single exon. Lineage: Eukaryota; Fungi; Basidiomycota; Malasseziomycetes; Malasseziales; Malasseziaceae. The record is from RefSeq and is a predicted model, not a curated record. The coding region runs from base 1 to 2028 and encodes 675 amino acids. Gene Ontology annotation, molecular function: RNA binding. Gene Ontology annotation, cellular component: catalytic step 2 spliceosome; U2 snRNP; U2-type prespliceosome.
AUGCCGCUAAAUCUGCCGCCGCCGACGCAGGGCGAGUCAGACGCACUGGCGCCUGUGAAGGAGGAUGUUGAGGCACCUGAUGAGUUUGCGCCGUCGGGCAUUAUUAUCCCGCCGCCGGAGCUGCGUGCGAUUGUCGAUAAAACAGCCGCGUUUGUCGCACGCGUCGGCGUGCAUUUCGAGGCGAAAAUCCGCGAGCAGGAGCGGUAUAACCAGAAGUUUUCGUUUUUGAACGAGGGCGAUGCAUACCAUGCAUAUUACCGGGACAAGGUGAAUACGACGCAACCGUCCAGCGGCGCCGAACCCAGUGCGAAUGGCGGAGAUGUCGCGGACUCGCCGGUAAAGCUAAAGCGUGCGACCAACGCACCGGUGGAGCCGCCGCCACACGCAUUUUCGCUAGCAUUCCCGAGCAUGCCCGCGAUUGAGAUGGACGUGCUCAAGCUGACCGCGCUGUUUGCUGCACGCAAGGGCCCGGCAUUUGCGACGGGAUUGCUUGCACGCGAGACAAGAUCGCACCAAUUCGAGUUCCUGCGUCCUACACACCCCAUGUUUAGCUAUUUUAACUUGCUGGUCGAGCAGUACCGCCGUGUGAUGCAGCCAAGUGCAAAGAUGCUGGCAAAUGUGCACCGCGGUGCGCCCGGCCAAGGGCUGAGCCGGUAUGGGCCAGGGCGCGGUGGUCUGCGAACGCAAAUUUUGCAAGACGUCGGGCAACGAACGUCGUGGGCAAAGUGGCAUAAGGACCGUGCGACGCAGGCGCGUACAGAGGAGAAGCGUAUGCGCUCUUUGUUUGACGAAAUCGAUUGGCAGGACUUUAUCGUUGUGGGCGUUGUUGAGAUUACCGACGCAGACGAACAGGCGGAUUUGCCGCCGGCGCGCUCUCAGUAUGAACUUGAGAAUGUGAUGCUUGCGCAGCGGCGCAUGGCUGCGAUGAUUCAGGAGGAGGCAGCGUGGGAAGGAGGAGAAGAGGAAUAUGCAGCGGAAGCACAGGAAGAGUUAGCAAAGCCCGCCGCAGCCCCCCCCCCCCCCCCCCCCCCCCCCCCCCCCCCCCCCCCCCCCCCCCCCCCCCCCCCCCCCCCCCCCCCCCGCCAGCUCCCCCCCCCCCCCGCCGAUGCGCCAUCUCCCCCCGCCGAACCCGAUAUCCCACUCCCGACACCCCAAGGUGUCAAAAUCAAGCACGACUACAAACGCGAGGCUCGUCUAGCGCGUGCACAAACUACGACUUGCCCCGUGUGCCGCGAAACAGUCCCUGUUGCCGAGAUGGGCGAGCACGUGCGUGUGGAACUUUUGAAUCCCAAGUACCGCGAAGAGCGCGAGAAAAUCGAGCAGCGCAAGCAAGAGCAAGCAAGUCUUGCUGCCGGUGCCGACCCAAGCCGCUUUUUGAAAGCGUUUGCCGGCGCACGCACAGAUAUUUUUGGCGCACAUGAAGACGAAGCAGCACAGGCACAGCGCUCGGUACAAGACAAGCAUCUUGCGCGCCAGCGCGAAAAAAUCAUUUGGGACGGCCACGCCAAUAGCCGCACCACUGCACAAGAUGCACUCGCGCGAAACAGGGCGCUUGAGCUAGAGAUGUCUGCUCGCCAGCCGCGCAAAGACAAGCCCGUGGCCGGCCCACAAGUACCGAGCAAGCGUGCAGCAAGCGGCGAUAGCGAUGUCCAAGCGCCCAAGCGCCAAGCGCCGUCUGUCGGCGUCCACCAGGCGCAGUAUAUCCCACGAAAACAGGACGGAUCGCUGUAUACCGAGAGCGAGUGGUUUACCAUGUACCCCUACCCCAUCAGCCUGCGCAUACGUCUACCCUAUGCGCCGCAGUUGUCUGUCAAAUGCAAUGGCGCGAUCAUCACACUCUCCGACCUUGCACUGGCGACGACGAUUGGUACGAUUCGCGACCGCAUUUUAAUCGGUCCUUUGGAGCGCACGGUCAGCGGAAGCAAGCUGAAGCUAUGGAUCGGCGGCAAGCCUGCGACGCUGCGCCAAACGCUCGCAUUUUGGAACCUGGCUGACGGCGACUCGAUCGACGUGACGCUCGUAAAGUAG